Prionailurus viverrinus (fishing cat) is the source of this 2378-nucleotide messenger RNA. It is a transcript of the gene CC1H1orf159, whose product is annotated as chromosome C1 C1orf159 homolog. Bases 44 to 1279 code for a protein of 411 amino acids. The record is from RefSeq and is a predicted model, not a curated record. The transcript has 11 exons. Lineage: Eukaryota; Metazoa; Chordata; Mammalia; Carnivora; Felidae.
UUGUCCCCUCCGGGAUGUGUCUCUCAGCUUCUCUUGCUUUGUCAUGACCUUGACAGUUUUGAGGAGGACCGCACAGGUGUUGUGUCGAAUGUCCCUCGUUUCGGGCCCGGGACCAGGGAUCUGCGGCUUCUUAGCAACCCCACCCUGCCCCCUGAGCACUGGGCGACAGGCUCUGGAUGUCUGCAGCUCCCAUCCCAGAAGGCCAGACCCUGCGCUCUGGGACAUGGAGCUCCAGCGCGCUGUCCUUCUGGCGGGUCUCCUGGUGGAAGUUGCUAGCAAAUCCUCAGAAAGUGUGGGCCAGCAGCCUGAAUGUUGUGUGGACUUGGUGGAUGUCAACACCACCUGCCAGAGCACAAGCCCGUGUGGCCCAGGCUGCUACAGGCACCGGAACGAAGACGGCAGUGUCAGCUGCGUCCGAUGCAGAAAUGGCACCUACCACGGCUCCGAAUGCAGAGGCCGCACGUCGCUGCCCGGCCGCCCCGCGGCACCCCCCACCGGGCCCGCCUGGCCUGCUUCCCGCCGAGGGGCCUCGUCUCCAAGUUCUGGAGGAACGGCCGCUGGCUGGGGCACGCACUUCCCGGUGAACAGGAGCACAGGGACACCGGGGCGGCCUCAUUUCGGGGGCCCUCAAGUGGCAGCCUCUCUCUUCCUGGGGACAUUCUUCAUCAGCUCUGGCCUCAUCCUCUCCGUGGCUGGGUUCUUCUAUCUGAAGCGAACCAGUAAACUCCCCAAGGUCUUCUACGGAAGAAACAAAGCCCCUGCCCUGCAGCCUGGCGAAGCUGCUGCUAUGAUUCCCCCGCCACAGUCCUCAGCACCCUGGGGCCGUCAUAACAAAUGCCCGCGAACUGCAACUGCGGGGCUUGAAGCGACAGAAAUGCACUCCGUCCCAGCUCAGGAGGCCAGAGGUCAGAAAUCAAGGUGGGGGUGGGGGCACUCCUUCCUGAGUCUCCAGGGGAGGGUCUGCCCUGCCUCCUCCGGCCUCUGGUGGCUCCAGACGUCCCUGGGCUCGUGGCCACACCACUCCAGCCUCUGUCCCCCAUCUUCACGUGACUUCUCCUGGGUCUCCUCUCUCUGCCUCCCUCUUGUGAGGACGCUGGCCAUCGGAUUUAGGGCCCACCAGAUAAUCCAGGAGGAUCUCAUCUCAAGACCCUCAAUCACAUCCGCAAAUACCCUUUUUCCAAUGCGAAAGCCGCGCUAUGUCAGACGCGAGCGGCCUUUGGACAGGGACACAGGCCCCACUGCCAUCUCCUCGGUGGAGGCCCGGGUCAGCAACGUCUGACCCGGGGACCCACCCGCAACUCUGCACACCGCCUCGGAGAGAGCCCAAUACACUGAGGGCAGGUCUGGACACGGCCCCUGGCUCAGCUUGACCGUCUCCCAGCGACAGAUGCCUGGUUGGAACCCGCCCAGCUGCUGGAAGGUGCUUCUUCCCACCCCACAGCUGCUCAGUGUAAUGGAGGGGGAGGCGCCCCUGAGGCGGGCUCCAGAGCGUGGCCAUGUGGGGUCUGGGCCCCUCAGGAGAGACGAGGACUGCCGGGCUUCUCCGUGCUUGGCAAAGCCGGGAGCUCGGCCACCCUGCCUAUCAGAGCCCACAGCGGGCAGACAUCCCCCGCACCGCCAGGCCAGUCGGCCUCCUGGCCUCCCCGCCCGGACGGUGUCCGGCCCAGGGGAGGUGGGGCAUGAGAACUGGCCCCUCCAAGGCUGAGGCGCCUACAGGGCCAUCCUGUAGCCAAGAGCCCCGCCCCCUCACCCCGAGCCCCAAACCACAGAUUUCCAGGAGCUGCAGAGGCGAGUUUCUUGGUUUGCUACUGACUUCUGUCAGUUUGAAGCAGCAAAGGCGGAGGGGCCCUGCUGUCCUCUCUGUCUCCUGCUCAUCACCUGCUCCCCACACGGGGCCCACGUGCUGCAGGGACUUGUCCACCCAGGGACUGACCUGAAAGCUCUGGAGGCCAAGGCCAGGCCCCCUGAGGGACGUGUCCACCCAGGGUCACAUUUACCUGUGACUGCUGCCUGGGUAGCCUGGUCUGGAUGGACCUGUGGAGGGCCGUGCUGUCCCUGGCUGCUUGCACACAGAAAGGGGUUCCCGAGGAGAAAGGAGCGAUUGUGGCUACCUCCCACGCACUGGGCUCGGCACUGUCCUUCCCAGAUUCUCAGUCGAGAAUGAUGGCUCCUUCAGCACCUGGUCCACAUCCCAGGGUCCCGACGCAGGGCCUGUGUGCUCAGCUGCUGUGCCCUUCUGCACCGUGACACGUGGCCCACGCGUCUACAGUUUAUGGGUACGAGCUCGUUCGAGACUUGAACCCGCGACGGGCCCAGCACUGAGCGGGGCGCCGCAGCUCAAAAUCAGUGUCAAUAAACCAUUCAGGGCUUUCCCCAUC